AUGUGUGCACGAGCCAGUCUGUCUCUCCCUCUUCGCAUGAGUUUUCCCUCUUUCCGUGAGUGCUCACUGCUCCCUCUUCAUGUGGGUGCUCACUGCUCCAUCUUCUUUCUCUCUCUCUGCACCACCUUUGGAGGCUUGCAUCUGCAGGUGCUCUCGCCCUCUGCACUCAUGCUUGCCAACCUCCUCACGCUGCUCUCGCAGCUACUCUUUGUCUUCCUCAGCGGUGCAGGUGGGUGCUCGUGUGUGCAUGAUGGUUCUGAGGCGUUGGGAGUUUCACCGUUUCUAUUUCCUCUUGCACGGUUUGCCCUGGUAGGGCUGAACUCUCACGAGCUGGUGAACGUAAAACUUGCACUCUCCGUGCGCCUCUUCCUCCCCUCCCCCUCCGGGGAGGUGCACUGCUGUCUCCACAACCUGCAGCUAGUGAGAUCCGAGCUGCCCUACAUGCGCUUUGGCUUCAUGCUGUGGCACAUAGUGGACGAAUCCAGUCCUCUGCAUGGCCUCUCCCUCAACGACAUGCUGGCAGCAGAUACAUCCUUCUCCCUCACCAUCUCCGGCCUUGAACGCACCACCAUGCAGCCAGUCUUUGUGGUCAAGGUCAGUCAAUGCAGUCAAGUCAAGGUAAGUCACCCCUUUCCUCUGCUGUUCUCCGCACGGUUCUCCGCACUGCACCCCUUUCUGCUGCUGUUCUCUGCACCCGUUUCCUCUGCUGUUCUCUGCACCCGUUUCCUCUGCUGUUCUCUGCACCCGUUUCCUCUGCUGUUCUCUGCACCCGUUUCCUCUGCUGUUCUCUGCACCUGUUUCCUCUGCUGUUCUCUGCACCCGUUUCCUCUGCUGUUCUCUGCACCCGUUUCCUCUGCUGUUCUCUGCACCCGUUUCCUCUGCUGUUCUCUGCACCCGUUUCCUCUGCUGUUCUCUGCACCCGUUUCCUCUGCUGUUCUCUGCGCCCGUUUCACCUGCUCUUCUCUGCACCCCUUUCCUCUGCUGUUCUCCGCACCCUCUACUGUUCCCUGCAACCUCUUCUGUUCUCUGCAUCCCUCCAUUGUCUGCUGCACCCCUCUCAUUCACUGUUCUCUGCCUGCAAUGCUCCUCACGCUGCUGCUCACUGCAGGAGUACUACGCCUACGAUGGGGAGGUGCUAUGGGAAUAUGA
Molecule: messenger RNA, 1149 nt
Organism: Closterium sp. NIES-65
Lineage: Eukaryota; Viridiplantae; Streptophyta; Zygnematophyceae; Desmidiales; Closteriaceae
Source: the annotation of a GenBank genome assembly